AGGAAGCGUAUUAAUUCCACUACUAAUUCAGCCCUUCUAGGAGUCAACACAACCGACAGCACCCACAUUCAAUCUUCAAAUAUUUAUCUUCAGUACCGCCCACCACAACGAACAAUAAAAAAAAUGGAUCUCUUUGCUUUUACCGUUAAGCAGAAGGAGACGUUCACUCUGGACCUCGAGUCCAGCGUGUUCUGGCUCAAGAAAGCGACUUUGAUUGAUGGAAGCAGUGCGAGAAUGUAAGAGGAUUUUUUGAUUUGAAUUACAGAUUCUGAUUCCAUCUUAAAGAUUCAGAUUGAAGAUUAAUCCCUAUAGUAUAAGUACAACUAUGUACUAAGUAGUUGAUAUUUUUUGCCCACACACACAGCUUCGUCUCCGUGUCGCAACCUUUCCUCGAAGAAGAAGAAUCCACCGACACGUCGUCGUCCAAGACCAAGAAGGAAGAGAAGUUCUGCGUUGCCGUUCUCAACGCUCAGCGUGAAGCCAACUGCUCCAUGGACCUGAAGUUCGACACUGUGGAGGCUAAGUUCUCCGUUGAAGGUGAUGGUAGCGUUCAGCUGCUUGGUAACCGCCAGUCUUUUGGAGAUAUGGAAGACAGUGAAGAGGAGGAAUCCGGUAUGGAAGACUGCCCAAAACUGGAAGAAAUCUUGGAGGAGAUGAAAGCCGCAGGAGCGAAGAAGAAAGCUGCUCCUGAAGCAGAUGCUGAGGCUGAGACUGGUGCACCAGCUAUGAAGAAACAGAAGACCACGGCCUCCACGUCCACUUCAUCUAGUGAACAAGCAGCUGGUGCUUCCGAGAAGAAGGAAAACGACAAGCCUUCUGACGCGGCUCGAAAAGCUGCCAUCGAAGCUAAGCGAAAGGAGGAAGUCGAAUCCAAGAAGAAGGAGAAGGCUGCUGCUGACGAAAAAAAGAGACAGGAAGAACAAGCUGCGAAGCAGAAGGCUGCUGAGGAGAAGAAGAAGGCUGAAGAAGUAGCCCAAAAAGAAGCAGCACAGAAGAAGAAGCUAGCAGAGAAGAAGGAAGCAGAAAAGGCUGCUGAGAUUAAGCGAUUGGCGGAGCAGAAAAAGAAGGGCGCUGAUAUGGCUGUACUAUUUCCAACUAUAUUCGCUUUCCCCUGUGGACGCAGUGGCUCGUCUUGUUAUUCCACUUGUUCAUGACAUUGACACUUCAUCAAAUCAAAGCUUAAACUAGACUCAGUACAACUACCACCUGUCUAAUCGUUUUUGUUUUUUCUCAAAAAUAUAACAGAACCCCCUGAAGAAGACCCUCGCCGGCGGUCUCAAAGUCGAGAUUUACAAGCAGGGAUCUGGUGAGCAGGCCAAGCACGGACGCAAGGUCAAGGUCAACUACGAUGGCCGAUUGGCUUCCAACGGAAAGCGAUUCGACAAAGGCACGAUCGAGUUCCGACUGGGCACAGGAGAAGUGAUCAAAGGAUGGGACAUGGGUGUGAAGGAUAUGCAGGUCGGCGAAAAGAGAAAACUGCUGAUCCCGGCGCAUUUGGGCUAUGGCGCUCGCGGUGCACCACCGCAGAUCCCGAAGAACGCUAACUUGAUCUUCGAUGUCGAAUUGAGGGGAAUCAAGUAAAAAGAGGUGGUCAUAUAAUCUUGAAUGGAGGAGACCACUCUUUUCGUCUACUUCUAGGCGAAGGAACAAAUUGAUGAAAGAGACGAAAACCGCAACAGCAUCAGGCCCACCGGAAAAAUCGCAUUCCCGAUAAAUUUUCAGCACAAACGCAAGCACGCUUAAAAGUAAGUACUACAAGGCUAGCCUAUUAGUGAAAACCAAAUUUAUGCAACUGACGAUGAAAAUGUUGAAAGCCGAUAAGGACCGCGACGUUGGUUUGCUCGCCAAGCAAGCCACACGUUUGCAUGCACGACCAUGACCAAUGUAAUAAGCAAUAAAUCGCCCUAAAUACAAUUAGCAUGGUAUGAUCGCGUUUGCGCCUCGUCGUCACUCGCGUUCAUCGAAUAUUUGGAUUUCAGUGAUGAACUCUGUUUUCAAGUUCGUGCUGGUGCUGUAUCCCGUUCUAAACAAAAAAUCGGUUAUGAUGUUAGAUCGACAGUCUACAACGCCAAUCAGAUCAUCUACGUUGAUGUCAGGACCCACUCACUUUGUCGUCGGUGAAGGAUCGGAUGUUAAUGUUGGAGUGCUCAAGUCCAGUCGGUCGUUGUAAUUCGUGUCGGAUAAAAAAUAAUUCCAUUCGGUCACCAAGAUUAGUCUUCGGUCUGAAGAUCAGCUAGUAAGUAGUUGUGGAUUCGUCGUGAUUCCAAUAUACGACGUUCUUCCUUCUGAUGAUCCAUGAUAGCGAUUUGAGAUUAUAAAUAUGUUAGCACUCUUCAUCCAUAUCCAUGCCCUUAAGAACUGCAACAACAAGAAAAUAAAAAG
Amoebophrya sp. A25 is the source of this 2382-nucleotide messenger RNA. The record is from the annotation of a GenBank genome assembly. NCBI's taxonomy places the organism in Eukaryota, Dinophyceae, Syndiniales, Amoebophryaceae.